Molecule: messenger RNA, 2540 nt
Organism: Notolabrus celidotus (New Zealand spotty)
Lineage: Eukaryota; Metazoa; Chordata; Actinopteri; Labriformes; Labridae
Gene: amt
Product: aminomethyltransferase
Exons: 9
Coding region: 158-1414 (418 amino acids)
Biological process (GO): glycine catabolic process
Cellular component (GO): mitochondrion
Molecular function (GO): protein binding; aminomethyltransferase activity
Source: RefSeq, a predicted model, not a curated record
AUCCCUUGCUCCUCUAUCGCUGCCGCUUCAUGUGUUUUUGCCCCGAAAGCAGUAAAUCCAGAGCGUGGAGUCCAAAGAGUCCAGUAACACGGCGGAAGUGUCGCCUGUCCGCAGUGUGUGUUUGUGUGUGUGAGGCUUCAGCAGGGACUCAGGCGGCAUGAUGUGGGCUCGGUUGAUGGUCGGAGUCGGGGGUCCAGGGCUCGGGCUGCGGGCUUCCAGGGAUGGUUUGCUGCGGGUGUCCGGGGCUGGAUGUCCGGGGAAGAGGCAGCAGCAGAGGCAGGCUUCGAGUGCUGAGGCUGCCUUGAAGAAGACUCCACUGUUUGACUUCCACAGAGAACAUGGAGGGAAGAUGGUGGGCUUUGCAGGGUGGAGUAUGCCGGUGCAGUACAAAGACAGUCACAUCGUGUCACACAUGCACACCAGAGAGCACUGCUCCAUCUUCGAUGUCAGCCACAUGCUGCAGACCAAAGUCCACGGCAGAGACCGGGUGAAGUUCAUGGAGUCUCUUGUAGUUGCAGAUAUUGCAGAACUCAAGGACAACCAGGGCUCGUUGUCCCUCUUCACCAAUGAGAAAGGAGGGAUUAUGGAUGACCUCAUAGUGACAAAGACAGACCAAGGCUACCUCUACGUGGUCUCCAACGCUGGCUGUGCCGACAAGGACUCUGCUCAUAUGAAGGCCAGACUGGCAGAGUGCAAAGCUGCAGGUUUUGAUGUGGAUCUGGAGUUCCUUGAUGAAGCGCUGAUUGCUCUCCAAGGUCCAUCCAUGUCUCAGGUGCUCCAGCAGGGGGUGAAGGAGGACCUCAGUAAGCUGACCUUCAUGACCUCUGCCUUGGCCACUGUGUUUGGUAUUCCUGGCUGCAGGGUGACGCGCUGUGGUUACACCGGAGAGGAUGGAGUGGAGAUCUCCGUCCCUCAGCACAGAGUGGUGGAGUUGACGGAGAAGCUGCUGCAGAACAGGGAGGUGAAGCUGGCCGGUCUGGGUGCCAGAGACAGUCUGCGGCUGGAGGCGGGGCUUUGUCUGUAUGGAAACGACAUCGAUGAGACCACCACACCGGUGGAGGCCACACUGGUCUGGACCAUAGGAAAACGCCGACGUCAGAACAAGGACUUCCCUGGUGCUGACAUCAUUGUACCUCAAAUCAAAGCAAAAACAGCCAGGAAGAGAGUCGGUCUGGUGUCAACCGGUCCCCCUGUCAGACAACACACACCCAUCCUCAGCUCUGAGGGGAAGGUCAUAGGUGAGGUGACCAGCGGCUGCCCGUCUCCCUGCCUGAAAAAGAAUGUUGCCAUGGGCUACGUGGAUGCCGCAUUCGCUAAGAACGGUACUGCCAUCCAGGUCGAAGUCCGCAAGAAAGCAUGUCCUGCCACAGUCAGCAAGAUGCCUUUUGUCCCCACCAACUACUUCUCUGGAUAAGAAGGACACUCAUGCAAGAUAAUCCUUGACACUGGAGGGCCUCUGAGGGACCAAGAAUCCAAAGUAACACAGUGUUUGUAUCUAAGGUACAGUUCAUGUGCACAGGUAUGUUGUUUGAGGACAGCAGGACAUGCUGACAUGUGGUAAAAAGACGUAUUCAAGAGCAGCCUUUCAUUUUAUGAACAGUAAACAUGCUACCUGUUAGGAAACGCAGCAUUUAACAACAUGGCGCCUUCUGUGGUAGGGUGUGAAAAGAAGAAGAAGCAGUAUGUUGAGUCAGAGAGUUUUUGUAUGAUGAUAUAGAUGCUUUAUUGAUAGUCCUUUCUUUUUCAUUUUUAUAGGUAGAUAAUAUUUCAGGUGAAUCAUCCACUUCUCUCAUUGUGAGAAGUCCAGUGUGAUGCAGCGUGGAUCAAUCAAUCACUUCACCUUUAGUUGUAGAAUACAGUUCUUUUACUAAUCACACUUGUUUACGUCGACCAAAACAAAGAUAUUCCAAAUGCUUCCUUCGAUGCUGCAUCACUUCAUGUCUGUAUUUCUGUUUUAAGAUCUUUCAAAAACAACAACAGAGACACAUUUUCAUCUAUCUUUGUACGACAUGAACAGCUUGAUGAAGAGAGGGCGAACAGAGAGAGCUAACUGUCCCUCCUACACAAAGCCUUAAGAAGGAAAAUCAACACAUCACAUUUUGAGGAGUUUGUUGUUUUCAGCAGUUUCUAAAUGAGCUCUGUUUGCUCUGUAACAUAGUUCAACCUGACCUGAGCUGUUCCUUAUAAUGUAACGUAAUUCAUCACUAUAAAACUACAGAUGGAGAAGAACACGACAUGUUUACAAUGAAACACAUCUUGAAAAACUGGGAUUAACAUUUACAAUCAUGUGUGAGUGUUCUUUCAGGCACAUGAUGAAAUGUAAUUUAUUUUUUAAUCUAAGGUGUAAUCUAGUUAUUUAAUUUGAUAAGAAAAUAACAACAUGCUUAAUGAUGACAUACUACUGUUUCAUUGUGUGACAGCUUUUUAAAACUCUGUUCUAAAAGUGCACUUAGUACAUCACUGUAGAUUUUGAUAUUAACAGCAUUACCAUGUAAAUGUUAUGAAUGCAUUUAAUGAAUUAAAAAUAUCUCUAAAUUGUU